AUGAUUGGACUAUUAGCCCUCUCAUCGAUCCCGACAGUGACGGGCGUGGCAUUCGGAGUCAGCGAACAGCGCAAGUCGAACCAACGCAAGGAAGACGCGCGACGAAUGGUGAAAUUUCAUAUCGACGCAGUCUGCGAUGGAGAUACGGACGACGAUCGAGAUGUGAAUGGGCGAAGAGUAGUGGUUCGGAAUGACAAGGUCUACCUUGACGAUCCAGACCCUCGCAAACGAUCUGUGCCUUCAUUUACCUCCCUUGCCUUCUACAUAGAGUACCCCGAGCUCGAAGAAACAAAGCACCUAGACCGUGGUCUCGGACUACCAACCUAUGUAUCAGCAAACCCUCCACUUUUGAAUUGGAUCUAUGCGGAUAUAGAUACGCAUGAGUUGAAGUAUGGCAAUCGAACCCAGAGUGUGGAGCACACUGUUGGACCGUGGAACUGGACAGAAGAUGAGAAGGUGAUUAUGUUAGAGGAGAGCACAUCGUUUUACGCGGUUGAGGAGGGGGAAGGCGAGUGGGCGCUCUAUUUCGACCGAGAUGGGGACGAAUUAUCGUAUGUUUUGGAGGAGCAGGGCAUGUUGGAUAAUGCUUUCGUGCCUGUCAACUUGGUCAGACGAAUUGCGGAGGAACCCUCUGCUCCAACUCAACAACAAAAAUCCCAACCGCAGCAGCAGCAGCAAAGCCAAGGGUAA
Molecule: messenger RNA, 690 nt
Organism: Penicillium malachiteum
Lineage: Eukaryota; Fungi; Ascomycota; Eurotiomycetes; Eurotiales; Aspergillaceae
Exons: 2
Coding region: 1-690 (229 amino acids)
Source: RefSeq, a predicted model, not a curated record